GACCGCAACCCAGUUCUUAUUAUACAUCCAUGCUCAAGAUGGCGCAGAAAGAUCAACUUCCGGUGAUACUGAGGACCGAGAAGCGAGGAAAAGAAAAAUAAGUAGCCUAACUUGAGAUCCACCCUACAGACGCAAGGAAAAUACACAAGUGAUGGACGCAGGGAUGCAAGUUAAGCGACUUGGCAUGCAGCUAAUGUAUGCAAAUGAUUCAUCCUGUUCUUCUGAUUGGCUAAACGCACGAACGUUUCUCGUCUCGGAUUGGCUGCUGUUGUAUCGGACACCUCCCCAGGCCACGUCGCACAUUGCUCGCCAUUUUCCCAUCUUCUGAAGCCAGAAUCUGUUUAUUCUGCUGUCACGGUGUCAUUCAACGCUGUCAGCUCCUAAAUUAAUCGUGACCGGAGACUAACUGAACUAUUUAAAGAGUUUUCAAUCGGUUUUCCUCUGCUGGAGCUGCCAUAAACAUGAACGUUUUCAGGCUAACCGGCGAUCUCUCCCACCUAGCAGCCAUCAUCAUCCUGCUGCUAAAAAUAUGGAAAACCAGGUCUUGUGCCGGUAUUUCUGGGAAGAGUCAGGUUCUGUUUGCCCUGGUGUUCACCAGCCGCUACCUGGACCUCCUCACCUCCUUCAUCUCUCUCUACAACACCACCAUGAAGGUCAUCUACAUUGGCUGUGCGUACGCCACUGUGUACCUGAUUUACAUGAAGUUCAAGGCGACCUAUGAUGGGAACCAUGACACAUUCAGAGUGGAGUUCCUGGUAGUCCCUGUUGGUGGCCUGGCUUUCCUAGUGAAUCAUGACUUCUCUCCUCUAGAGAUUCUCUGGACAUUCUCCAUCUACCUGGAGUCGGUGGCCAUCCUGCCUCAGCUUUUCAUGAUCAGCAAGACGGGGGAGGCAGAGACCAUCACCACCCACUACCUGUUCUUCCUGGGCCUGUACAGAGCGCUGUACCUCAUAAACUGGAUAUGGAGGUUCUACUUUGAGGGUUUUUUCGACAUGAUCGCCAUUGUUGCCGGGGUGGUGCAAACCAUCCUCUACUGCGACUUCUUCUAUCUUUAUGUAACAAAAGUGCUGAAAGGGAAGAAGCUGAGUCUGCCAGCUUAGGUGCCAAAGAGGAGUGUUUAGGCAGACGGACAGAGGGGAGGAUAUGAGGGGAGGACGGGUGGUAGUGGACCACCCCCCACCCCACCCCACCCCACCCCCACCCCACCCCCACCACCACCGCUUCCUCCUCUUCCCCUCCUGCCAGUGUAAGAUGCCUGAGACAGAGAGCGGAUGGGCUGCUGGCUGCACCUUCUCCCUCUCCAGAGUCAGUGGAUCAGAACUCCUGCAGAGGCUGGUCCAUGGCCUUCGGAUUUCUGUUUGACGCACCUUGCCUUAACUUUUUUUAUUACUCUGUAUAAAGAACGAAAAAAAACUUGAGAAGUUUUCUACAGAAAAAUGUGUUCUUUGAAGAUUUGACACAUUACUGAAGAUGUAUAAUUGCCUAUAAUUUGGCAUUGUAUGAUAUUGAAGCAGACUUUUUGUGGUGGGAUAUUACUGACUCAAGCGUUUGUCAUAGUAUUUGCAAUCAAAAUAAAUGUGCAUUGUUUUUCCUGAAUCAGUUUGAGGAGGAUUUGUAGAAUCCUCAUAACUUUGCUGGUCAAAUGACUCAUGUUUAGCUCUUCUGUUUUUGGUCACUAUGCAUUCCCAUGUAUAAAGAAUAUCCGUUUUAGUGUCCCUUGGUAGAAAAUACAUUUACACGCAGAUACCAUCAUUUAACAUUUUCCUUUCCAAAAGAAGGAUCUUUUGGCAGGGCCCUAAAAAUGGACUGAUAUACGUGGUUUCUGUGUAAAACAAAGUAAAGGGUUGAAAAGACACCAAUGAACUUCUAUCACUGUAAAUGUCUUUCUUCAUUAAAAAGGUCCUUUUACUACCCAGCAGGCGCAGUAUGUAUCACCUGUAAGUAUACCACAUGGGCUCCUUUAAGUGAGUUCACUGGUUAUGUGCUGAAUGUGAACUCACAACUGGAUUGAAAGUCUUUAAUUGUCCUCUCGGGAGCAGAUAUAUUUAUGAUUUCUUUCUUGGUUUAAUAUGAACAGUCUGUAGCUGUGCUUCAUUUGAACAGAGCACACCAUCACUGUUACACUGAAUCUGAAAAGGUUCUCAAGAUUUAUCUGCUUCUAUUUGAUUUGAUAUGCAUCAUUCCAAGUUUGCUUUUCAUUUCUAACCAGAGCUUCUGCAUGAUCUUGCCACCACAAAUAAAGAAUUGAUGGGAAACAUU
Molecule: messenger RNA, 2259 nt
Organism: Trematomus bernacchii (emerald rockcod)
Lineage: Eukaryota; Metazoa; Chordata; Actinopteri; Perciformes; Nototheniidae
Product: ER lumen protein-retaining receptor 2
Exons: 5
Coding region: 462-1100 (212 amino acids)
Biological process (GO): protein retention in ER lumen; endoplasmic reticulum to Golgi vesicle-mediated transport
Cellular component (GO): membrane; cis-Golgi network; endoplasmic reticulum
Molecular function (GO): ER lumen protein retrieval receptor activity
Source: RefSeq, a predicted model, not a curated record